Molecule: messenger RNA, 957 nt
Organism: Stegodyphus dumicola
Lineage: Eukaryota; Metazoa; Arthropoda; Arachnida; Araneae; Eresidae
Source: RefSeq, a predicted model, not a curated record
AUGGGUGAUUUACCCUCGCCCAGAGUUCAACCAUCAAGACCUUUUGCAGUCACCGGUGUUGAUUAUGCUGGUCCAUAUUCUAUUAAGUCCCAAGUUGGGAGAAGAACAAAAACUUUCAAGUGUUAUGUAUCCAUUUUUGUGUGUUUCUCAACAAAAGCUGUACACUUGGAGUUAGUCAGUGAUCUAUCAACUUCAACGUUUUUAGCAGCUCUAAAAAGAUUUAUCGCCCGACGAGGCAAACCAUCUAAAAUUUCGAGUGACUGUGCUACUAACUUCAAAGGUGCUAGUAAGGAACUGAAGAUUUAUAAAAAUGCAGCACGCAUUGAGAAAAGCAGUGAAUUAUGUGACUACAUUACCUCAGAAGGUAUAACUUGGUUAUUUAAUCCUCCGACAUCUCCUCACUACGGUGGCUUGUGGGAAUCUAAUGUGAAAUCCAUGAAAUUUCAUCUUAAACGAGUAUUAGGAUCCACACUUCUAACUUACGAGGAAUUUUUAACAGUGCUUACACAAGUGGAAGCGUGUAUGAAUUCCCGUCCUCUUUGUGCGAUGUCUAGUGAUCCAAACGACUUUAGUGCAUUGACUCCAGGUCAUUUUCUGAUUGGAGCCCCUUUGCUUGCCAUUCCGGAAUCUGACUUGAGUGAUGUGAAAUCUUCACGACUUAAACGUUGGUCUCUAGUUCAACAGACUGUGCAACAUUUUUGGAAACGAUGGUGUGCAGAAUAUUUAACAACACUUCAACAACGUGCUAAGUGGUUUCGUGCGUCUCCAAAUCUAAAAUGUGGUGAUUUAGUUCUGAUCAAAAACGAACAACUGCCUCCAAACCAAUGGAAAAUUGGAAGAAUUGCCUUAAUUCAUCCAGGUAGUGAUAAAAAAGUUCGAGUGGCUACAAUCCAUACAGCCGCUGGUGAUUUCAAACGAGCUGUUACUAAAUUGUGUCUUAUCCCCAAUCAUGACUAA